ACGUAUCCCCUGAUUGCCGAUGCGCAUAUCUCUCGACCUCAGUGAUCGUACGAAAAUGGAGAAAAUUGAGCACAAGUUCGUCGAGGUCAACGGCCUUAAGCUUCACGUCGCAGAAAUCGGGAGCCAAGCGUCGCCGGCGGUGGUUUUCCUGCACGGCUUCCCUGAGAUAUGGUACUCGUGGCGCUACCAGAUGGUCGCCGUAGCUGAGGCAGGGUUCAGAGCUAUAGGACUCGACUACAGAGGUUUCGGACUCUCCGAUCCUCCUCCGGUGCCAGAAGAUGCCAAAUUCGCAGACCUCGUCUCUGAUGUGAUCGCGCUGCUUGACGCACUCUCCGUCCCCAAGGCUUUUCUCAUCGGCAAGGAUUUCGGAGCAUGGCCUGCAUAUCAAAUUCCCCUUCUUCACCCCGAGAGAGUCUCUGGAGUAGUCACGUUAGGAGUGCCUUAUAUACCUCCUCCACCUCCAUCUGCUGGAUCGUUCCUUGCUCGUCUUCCUGAAGGUUUCUAUGUAGCAAGAUGGCAGAAACCUGGUAGAGCCGAGGCUGAUUUUGGCCGCCUCGACAACAAGUCAGUUAUUCGAAACAUCUACGUACUUUUCUCACGCGCUGAAAUGCCAACUGCAGCUGAAAACCAAGAGAUAAUGGACUUGGUUGAUUCAUCUACUCCUUUACCAAGCUGGUUCACAGAAGAAGACCUUGCCGCCUACGGCUCCCUCUACGAAAAAUCCGGAUUCCGCACUGCUUUGAAAGUUCCAUACAGAUCAUUCUCCGAAGAGUUGAACGUUACAAACUUGAAUGUCGACGCUCCAGCACUGUUCAUCAUCGGCGAGAAGGAUUACUUCUUCAAGUUUCCAGGAAUGGAGGACUACGUAAAGAACGAAGGUUCUAAGGAUUUUGUUCCAAAGCUGAAGACAGUUUACAUACCAGAUGGUAGCCAUUUCGUGCAGGAGCAGUUCCCUGAACAGGUGAAUAAGCUCAUUGUCGACUUUCUCAAAGAGAAUACCAAUGGCUGAUAAAUAAUCUUUCUUUUCAAGUAAGUCCUUAUUUAAGCCUUAAUUGCUCUGUCUACCCAACAACUUCCUUUAAUUUCCGGAUCCCCUCUAUGUUUAUAUAUAUAUAUAUAUAUAAGUUUUACAAAUGUAUGUUUCCUUUCCAAUAAUGUUGUAGUGAGAAUUUAGAGAAAAUCAAUACUUUAGUGCUUAAUCAAUCAAAGAUUUCAAACACUCUCAUCCUCCUUGUU
Andrographis paniculata is the source of this 1236-nucleotide messenger RNA. RefSeq lists its product as uncharacterized. Bases 20 to 1009 code for a protein of 329 amino acids. The transcript is spliced from 4 exons. The record is from RefSeq and is a predicted model, not a curated record. Gene Ontology annotation, molecular function: hydrolase activity. Lineage: Eukaryota; Viridiplantae; Streptophyta; Magnoliopsida; Lamiales; Acanthaceae.